AUGCUUCUAUGGAGGUCUACAAGCUUCAAGCUUUUUGCUCUGGUUGAAUCUGCUCCAUUUGCCUAUGAAGAGUUCUUGACUCAGGAAUUUCUGCUAACAUUAACAGAGCUGAAUGAAUUCAUGAAUGGAUGUAGAUAUGCUACACAUUCUAAUGGCUCCGAUAGCGUCUGGUCAGCACAGCCCCGGACUGACGCCUCUCGGCUUGUCGGCGACUCAUCUGCUCUUCAGCAAUGCGAAGUCACCAAUCCUCAUUCGAUUCAGGUUUGGAGGGAUCUACACGUAAGCUAUAAAUGUAUACUUACACUUAUUAGACAUAUUAUGACCAAAAGUCGGAAUCCGCCGCCAAGCAUUGUGUUUGUUUCAUCAAUUAUAAAAAACGAAUACACAUUUUUACUUGGUAAUUUUUUACUGCUAAUUAAUUCAGCCAAUAUAAAUUCCUUUAUGUAG
Messenger RNA from Protopolystoma xenopodis, 447 nucleotides. Lineage: Eukaryota; Metazoa; Platyhelminthes; Monogenea; Polystomatidea; Polystomatidae. The record is from the annotation of a GenBank genome assembly.